Closterium sp. Naga37s-1 is the source of this 1359-nucleotide messenger RNA. Lineage: Eukaryota; Viridiplantae; Streptophyta; Zygnematophyceae; Desmidiales; Closteriaceae. The record is from the annotation of a GenBank genome assembly.
AUGACAUUUGAACACCUUCGCGAUUCGUCAGUAACUAACGCAACCGUCUCCACCCAUCUGCACGCCUUAGUUAACACGAUUCUGAGGGGGAAAUUGCCAUCCUCCCUCCCUCCCUUCUUCCCUCCCUUCCUCCCUCCCUUCCUCCCUCCCUUCCUCCCGUCCUCCCGUCUUGCCAUUCCCCCAUCUCCUCAUCCUCCUCUCAUCCCCCUGUCCUCUCAUCCCCCUGUCCUCUCAUUCCUGUGUCCUCUCUAUCCCCCUUCUCUUUGUCCCCCUUCUCUCAAUCCCCCUUCUCUUUGUCCCCCUUCUCUCAAUCCCCCUUCUCUUUGUCCGCCUUCUCUCUGUCACCCUUCUCUCUGUCCCCCUUAUCUCUGUCCCCCUUCUCAAUGUCCACCUUCCCUGUGUCCCCCUUCUCUCUCUCCCCCUUCUCUCGGUCACCCUUCUCUAUGUCCCCCUUCUCUCUGUCACCCUUCUCUUUGUCCCCGUUCUCUCUGUCCCCCUUCUCCCCUUCUAUUUGUCCUCCUUUCUGUCCCCAUUCUCUCUGUCCCCCUUCUCUCUGUCCCUGUUCUCUCUGUCCCCCUCCUCUUUGUCCCCCCUCUAUUUGUCCUCCUCUCUGUCCCCAUUCUCCACCGCCCCUCUUCUCUCUGUCCGCCUUCUCUCUGUCCCCGUUCUCUCUGUCCCCCUUCUCUCUGUCCCCCUUCUCUCUAUCCCCCUCCCCUCUGUCCCCCUCCUCUCUGUCCCCAUUCUCUCUGUCCCCCUUCUCUCUGUCCCCCUCCUCUCUGUCCCCCUCCUCUCUGUCCCCAUUCUCUCUUUCCCCCUUCUCUCUAUCCCCGUAACCACUGUCCCCCUCCUCUCUGUCCCCCUUCUUUUGUCCUCCUUGCCGUCCCCAUUCUCCACCGCCCCUCUUCUCUCUGUCCGCCUUCUCUUUGUCCCCGUUCUCUCUGUUCCCCUUCUCUUUGUCACCCUUCUUUCUGUCCCCCUUCUCUCUCUCCCCCUUCUCUCUGUCCCCCUUCUCACUGUCCCCCUUCUCUCUGUCCCCCUUCUCUCUGUCCCAAUUCUCUCUGUCCCGCUUCUCUCUGUCCUCGUUCUCUCUGUCCCGCUUCUCUCUGUCCCCAUUCUCUCUCUCCCCCUUCUCUCUGUCACCCUUCUCUUUGUCCCCCUUCUCUCUGUCACCCUUCUCUCUGUCCCCCUUCUCUCUGUCCCCCUUCUCUUUGUCCCCCUUCUCUCUGUCCCCCUUCUCUUUGUCCCCCUUCUCUUUGUCCCCCUUCUUAUUGUCCCCCUUCUCCUUAUCCCCCUCACCCUCUCUCCUAUUUUCACCACCCACUGCCUCGCUUUCCCUCAACCUCUCCUUAUGACCAUUGA